Molecule: messenger RNA, 1686 nt
Organism: Lucilia sericata (common green bottle fly)
Lineage: Eukaryota; Metazoa; Arthropoda; Insecta; Diptera; Calliphoridae
Product: mpv17-like protein
Exons: 5
Coding region: 829-1413 (194 amino acids)
Cellular component (GO): membrane; cytoplasm
Source: RefSeq, a predicted model, not a curated record
AACUUCGUGAUGUGAAUUAGAAUAGCCUUGCUUGGCUCUUACAAAAGUUUGAUAUAAUAAUAUAAUACAUAUACUAAAAAAUUUUAGCCCUCUAGCUGUUUUCGUUCGGAUCUUAUUUGAUGAUGGGUAUAAAAAAAUACUCAUUUUGUAUGGAUAUAGACCCUAAAAGGUGAAAACAAAAAUAAAAAAUUGAUAUAGACCAUUAAACAGCAAUUAUUGUUGCCAUUAAAAACUUAAUAACUUUUUUUCAAUUUUACAUAACGGUGUAUAAAUCUAUAAUUUUGUUCAAAAUUAAUGUCGAAAUCAAAUGAGAAAAUUAUAAAAAAAUCUAUCACGUAAAUUUUGAGAAAAGUUUAUGUAAAUCUUCUAAGUCGCUUUUCUCAAUAACAAGUGUUUGGUGUAUAGGUCAAACCAAUAAUAUACUGACGAUAUGGUAUCGAACUUUUAUCCACGAAAUGAUUUAAAUUUUAGUUCUGUACACCACUAAUUCGUUUAAAUUCGUCAAAAUAAAAAUAUAUUAUUUUUAAUUAAAAAGAGAUUCGGUCAAUUUUUAGGAAAUUUAAGCAAUUGAUGACGUCGUUGCCUGUCCCAUCAUUAGAAAAUUGCAACAAAAAUAUAUUUGAGUAAAAAUGCAAUUUAGUGCACGCUCAACUAUUGUAGCAUUUACAUCAGUGAACAAAAAAUAAAUAGUUCAGAAUAAUUUUUCAAAUAAUCGCACAAAUUUAUGCAUGUGUAUGUGCAUUAAAUUAAAUAAUUUUUCUGUAUAUCUUAAAAUAUAUACAUACGAAUUCAACGUACAUUAUAUGAGCACAACAAAGAAGUGGUAAAAUGUCUAUGCUCCUACAGAAAUUCAAAGUAUUAAUAACGAAAUAUCCGAUUGUGAGGGGUAUGAUUUCCUACAGUUUCAUAUGGCCAACGAGCAGUUUAAUUCAACAAACGUUUGAAGGAAAACGAUGGGGAAAUUACGAUUGGUGGCGUGUUCUGCGAUUUAGUCUAUAUGGAGGCUUUUUUGUGGCGCCCACAAUUUAUGGUUGGUUUAAGAUUUCUUCUGCGAUGUGGCCCCAAACAUCCUUGAAGACAGCCGUCAUGAAAGCAGCUGUUGAAACGAUAUCAUACACUCCUGCGGCCAUGACAUGCUUUUAUUUCUUCAUGAGCAUAUUAGAAUUGAAAACAAUAGAGGAAGCUGCAGCUGAAGUGAGCAAAAAGUUUUGGCCUACCUAUAAGAUUGGUGCAUCUAUAUGGCCGAUUGUAGCCACCAUUAAUUUCUCUGUAAUACCUGAACGUAAUAGGGUUCCUUUCAUUAGUGUAUGUAGCUUAUUGUGGACAUGUUUUUUGGCCUAUAUGAAACAUUUAGAACAUCAUCAAAUGGAUGAUGAAAGUAAUUAUUCGAUAAUGAAGAAAAUUGAAAGCUAGUGGAAAAUAUUGAUUAAGUAUAAAUUAACAGGAAUACAUUGUAAUUUCUUGUAUGUUUUUUGUUAAAUAAAUAUCUAAUAAAUUAUCUAUGUAUUUAAAUGUAACAUUUUUUACAAUAUUUUUAGAGGCAUUGCUUCAAUUCUCCUUUACUCACCACUUUGCAGAGUUGUAUGAAAAAGUAUGUUUAGUUUACAUUUUAGUACGGGCUUGGCAACUCUGUUUAGGGUACAGAGACAUGCGCUAAUUCGACUUAAAGACAAAGCCUUGACUCCG